AUGUGGCAGUUCUCUGCUCUGCUCUUCCUCCUCCUCCUCCCAGGCUGCUCCACUGCUCAGGAUCCAGUCACAGGUCCAGAGGAGGUGAGCGGUCAGGAGCAGGGCUCCCUGAUAGUGCGGUGCCAAUAUGCCUCACGCUGGAAGGAUUACAGGAAGUACUGGUGCCGAGGAGCUGAGAGGAGUUCCUGUGAGAUUCUUAUUGAAACCAAUGCAUAAAAGCAGUUGGUGAAGAAGAACCGUGUGUCCAUCAGGGACGACCAGACAAACUUCAUCUUCACAGUGACCAUGGAGGACCUGAGGAUGAGCGAUGCUGGCAUUUACUGGUGUGGAAUUACGAAAGCUGGAUAUGAUCCCAUGUUUAAAGUUCGUGUGAGCAUCGACCCGGGUAAGAAGUAA
Rattus rattus (black rat) is the source of this 396-nucleotide messenger RNA. Its product is annotated as CMRF35-like molecule 3. Gene Ontology annotation, molecular function: transmembrane signaling receptor activity. The transcript has 2 exons. NCBI's taxonomy places the organism in Eukaryota, Metazoa, Chordata, Mammalia, Rodentia, Muridae. Gene Ontology annotation, cellular component: plasma membrane. The record is from RefSeq and is a predicted model, not a curated record.